UACAGUUUCAAAAGUGUCUUUAGAAGCUUUAGAAUAAAACUAAUAGUGAAAAUGUACAAAUUUUACGUUGUUGCUGCUUUAUUAGCUUGCGUCGCCGCUGCUCCUGUUGACGAUGAUGUUCAUGCUGAAGUUAAGGAAUUGAAAUCGGACGUACGUGCUGACGGCUUUGAUUUCACUUUGGAUACUACAAAUCAUAUCCACGAACAAGCUUCUGGCGACGCUCACGGCGUUAUUCACGGUGACUUUGAAUGGGUUUCACCCGAAGGUGUUCACGUUAAGGUUGCCUAUGUAGCCGAUGAAGAAGGUUAUCACCCAUCCAGUGAUUUGUUACCUACACCCCCUCCAGUACCCGAAGCCAUUUUGAAGGCUCUUGAAUACCUUAAAGCCCAUCCUCAAAAGGAAGAAUCCCACCAUUAA
Glossina fuscipes is the source of this 417-nucleotide messenger RNA. Its product is annotated as larval cuticle protein 4-like. Bases 52 to 417 code for a protein of 121 amino acids. The transcript has 2 exons. Gene Ontology annotation, cellular component: chitin-based extracellular matrix. NCBI's taxonomy places the organism in Eukaryota, Metazoa, Arthropoda, Insecta, Diptera, Glossinidae. The record is from RefSeq and is a predicted model, not a curated record. Gene Ontology annotation, molecular function: structural constituent of chitin-based larval cuticle.